Molecule: messenger RNA, 2286 nt
Organism: Schistosoma rodhaini
Lineage: Eukaryota; Metazoa; Platyhelminthes; Trematoda; Strigeidida; Schistosomatidae
Source: the annotation of a GenBank genome assembly
AUGGAUCAUCCAGAGCCAAUUUCUAAACGUCCUAUAGAAAUCCCACAAUGUCGUAAAGGUUUCACUUUAGAAGAAGCAAAGAACUUUAUCGAUCAAAUUAUGGAAGUAUUCCGUAGUUUGGAUGAUAUGACAGAUCUACGCUCAAUGUAUGAAACUGGUAAACAACUAAGUCGAUCAUAUUUUGAUUGUCACACGUAUCGUUUGGAAUUAGCUCAAUAUUUAACUAAUUGUGAUUAUCCUGCAUUUGCAUCGAAAAUGAUGAAAAAAUUAAAUAAUAUGGGUGUGUUCAAGAAUGAUGAUAUUUGGUUCUCUUCUUUUUAUUUCUACAAUACAACAUGGAAUUUUUCUGAUAUUUGGCCGGAAUUCGCCACUGCUUUAGCGAUUGCCGGUCUACCAAAUCUACUUAAUUUAAAUAUUGGACAUCAACCAUAUUUAGAGAAUUUAAGUAGUAAAAAUGUAUAUUAUUUAAUUAAAGCUAGUUUAUCUAUCAUACAUAAUAUAGCUCGUGUUCCAGGUAAUACACAUUAUUUUGCAUCUGAAUCAGUUCGGCAAGCAUUACUAAAUUUAGCUCAACGUGAAGAAGAAUUUCUACGCUGUGUUUCCACCCUUUGUUUAGCUCACAUUGUAACUGAAUCAGAAAUUCAUUUAAUUACUGACGUAUCAAAUGGUGGUAUUGAUUUGUUAAGAAUUCUAUUUGGCUAUGUCACAUCAGCUCGUGUUUCUGAGAAACGAAGGUGUCAUGGAUUUCAAGUGCUUGAAUUAUUAUCUGCUGUUGCUGCUUUGUCUGUUCUUGAUCCUGUUAAGGCGAAUUUACUAUCAUCACCUGUUAAUGUGAAUUUGAUUGCUGGUACAAAUAAUAAUCAAAGCACAGAACAUAGUAUGACAUGUCUAAGUUUACUGAAAGAAUUAAUUGAAACUGCAUUACUUCCUAAUUCUAGUCCUGUUUCUGUUAGAGAAGCAGAAGAAGCAGUUCGUAUCUUAUGGAAUACAGUUUUUGAUCCAUCCAUUUACACAGGAGUUUUACAGAUGCAAUUAACAAGUUGGUUAAGUGAUACUAUGGCAAAUCAUGCAGUUGCUUUACAAUCUUAUAAAUCUCUUUCACGUGCAAUUGAAUCCAUUAAUUGGCAAUUGAAUACUUGUAUUUCGAAAAAUUCUAAAAAUGAACCUACAGAGUGUGGUCCUGUAUUAUUAUGUUUCUCACCGUCUAAUCGUAUUGCUGUUAACCGAGUGGCUGAUCGUCUAAGAGAUGCUGGAAUAGUGCUUAAUAAUAUUCCUUUUGGUCCCGAAGUAAUACCAUCAGUAGAUGCUUCAGCAACUGGCCUUACUAUGUGUGCGGCUAAUGCUACAAAUCAUGCUCAGUGGGUUGAAUGUGUUGAACAAGCCUCAGUUGUGAUCGCAUUUUUAAGUGAUUCAUUUCGCUUAAGUCCUGGUUGUCGAUGGGAAGUGGAACAUUUUUCUAGUUUUGAUACAAGCGUAUACUCAAAACCUAUUAUUCCUGUUAUCCUACAACCAAAAUUUAAGUUGACUGGUUGGCUGAAUCGUCUUAUUUCUCAACAUCCUAUUGAUUUCAAUGGCAAACGUGAUCCUGAGGUAAGCUAUGAUGCUUUAAUUAGUCAGGUAAAAGAAUUUUAUGGAGAAGCAAAGAAGCGUGCGGAGACUGCUGCCUUAGUUGCAGCACAACACCAAUUAUCAAUUGAUGCCAAAAAACACUUAACUUCAGGUGAUACUGGAUUCCCUGUUAUGCCUAGUUCAGAUGUAACCUUAAAUCAUGUCAAUGCAAGCCCCGUAGUUAGUAGUCGGGGUUCACUAGGUCCGUCUCCAGGCCUUAGACGUGAAGAUCCAAUUCACCUAAGUAAUCAAAUAGGAUUACCGAAAAUUCGCAAUCAAAAUGCGAUUCCUAUUCAAUCAAAUAUCACAUCCCGACCUUUGGCGACUAAUGCCUGGCGUCACGCUAUUCGUCCUUCAGUUCGUAAUUGGUCAACCUGCAAGGUUGCUUCAUGGUUGAAAUUUCGCGGAUUGGGCCAUGUACCUUCUCAAAUAGCUGGUGGCAUAGAUGGUGUUUUAUUGUCCCAGUUGGCUGGUUUACGCAUUUGGGCUCCCGAGUACUUUACUCACUGUUUACGAUCUGAACUAGGUCUUGGUUUUGCCGAUUCCCUACGCUUCUUAGAGGCGUUAGACGAGCUUGCUCCGGAGGAUGGUGAUGUUCAGGAUGUUGAAGAUGAUGAUGAUUUUGUAGAUGGACGUCCUCAUUUGGGAAAUUAUGAUGGGGCAUCAUCUAGAGCAUAG